Scomber japonicus (chub mackerel) is the source of this 2993-nucleotide messenger RNA. Its product is annotated as actin filament-associated protein 1-like 2. The transcript has 14 exons. The coding region runs from base 1 to 1629 and encodes 542 amino acids. Gene Ontology annotation, cellular component: cytosol. Gene Ontology annotation, molecular function: SH3 domain binding; SH2 domain binding. Gene Ontology annotation, biological process: positive regulation of DNA-templated transcription; positive regulation of epidermal growth factor receptor signaling pathway; regulation of mitotic cell cycle. NCBI's taxonomy places the organism in Eukaryota, Metazoa, Chordata, Actinopteri, Scombriformes, Scombridae. The record is from RefSeq and is a predicted model, not a curated record.
AUGAUUCUUCUUCUUCUUCUCUGUGUUCGAACCUCUGAGCUGAUCUCCAAACACGACUCGUCUGUGUGGCUGAGGAACGGGAUCCAGCAGGGCCCCGAGGUGCCCCCCCUCCCACCCGGAGGCCUCGGCAGUGAGGAUGAUGAAGAUACCUACGAGGAAGCAGAACCUUACCUGCCGAGCACGACCACAACUAAUGCAGAUAAGACGGACUCGGACAGCAGCCACUACGAGUCGUACGGAGAGGAAGAGGAUGAUGAGGAUCUGGUGAAGGACCGAGCUCACUACCUCCAGUGGAGUGCCUCGCAGCCCUGCCUGAGGCCCACGCCAGAGUCCCGCCUCUGUGGAUACCUGUGGAAGAGGAAGUGGCUCGGACAGUGGACCAAACAGCUGUUCAUCAUCAGGAACGACGUGCUGCUGUGUUAUAAAUGUGCCCGGGACCUGCUGCCCCAGCUGGAGUUGAGUCUGCGUGGCUGUCAGCUUGUCUACAAGACGAAGACCAACAGGAAGAUCCAACACCAGCUGAAACUGGUCCUACUGGGCUCAGAGACGCUGGUGCUCGGAUACAACAGCUUCCAGCAGGCCGACGAGUGGAGGAAGGUGAUAGAGGAGGUGAGUGUUGGAGGUGAGACGGAGAGACGGAGGUCUUCAUGUCACAUUAGAUCAAGCCAGCUGCUGUCCUGCAGGUCCAGUACAGUCCUGGUUGAGUCUGACGAGGAGAGACCUUUAACUCACUCCAGCCUCAAAAAGAACAAAGGCUUCCUGAACGUGCUGAUGAACUGUCAGUGGCAGAGUUUACUGUGUCAGGUGGAGGCGGGACUCCUCAACAUGUUCGCAGAGGAGAAUGAGGAUGAGGAGGAGGAUGAGGAGGAAGGAGGGGAGGUGAGGAGGGAACGGUCUCCUCAGUACACCGUCCAGCUCCGAGGGUGUGAGGUCCGACCGGGGCCCGACACAGACCGCUCCUACAGGAUCACACUGAGCAUGCACGGAGACCAGGUGGCUGUUCUGGAGGUCAGUAGUUCAGGUGAAAAGGACCGAUGGCUGCAGCUGCUGCGGGACGGAGCUGCCCAUCAGGGUCACCAUGACAACAGCAAAGCAGAGCACCCAUGUGGAGCUCUCAGCGGUCUGCAGACGAGGAGGUUUCCCACCUCCAACACCUACAUGGACGACCCCUUCCACCUGGGAGGAACAGGCCGAGACCCGCCCAUCUACUCCAACACCUCCAUACUGGAGCACAUGCUCCACAGCUCUCAGGAUUCAGUUCGCUGCAGCUCCAUAUCGUCCAGAGACUCAGUGACCUACAGCAACACUGUCUUCACCACACACAACAGGAAGGUGGGUGAGAUGGAGCGAAGCAUUCAAAAGCUGGAGCUGACUGGGAAGAAAGGGGUGCAGCUGAGGGCGGGGUCAGAGAUAAACCUGGCGUCUGCCGGGAAGCAAAACAAACGCACCUCUUUCAGACAGUCGCUGGCCGUCUGCACUGAGCGCGCUCAGGCGGGUUUCCUAAGUCCUCUGCUACGACGGACGGCCUCGGCUAAAACCUCUCUGAGACGAGCUCCUUCAGCGCUGUUCAUCGAGCACGGAAAGGUUUUCGAGAGGAGGAAGGAAUGGGAGACCAAAGCUGCUGCCUGACACCGACCGGCCAAUCAUCACAUGCCAACUGAUAACACACACACACACACACACACACACACACACACACACACACACACACACACACAACCACACACACACAACCACGAAGACAUAAGGGCACAAAACGUCCAAAAUCAAAUGAGAUCAAUAUUCAAAAGUCAGUUUGAAAAAGGAAAGAGGGCAAAAAAAAACCCAAAACCUUCUAACUAAUAAAAAUCAUCUGUUAUUUAUUAUCUAUAGUUUACAGAUAAAUGUUUUAAUAUUACAUGAUGUUGGAUUAAUGCAGAGGAAUGAGCACAGAUCACAGGACGUGUUGCCAAAUUCAGGAAAACAGUGUUGUGUGUAUAUUUAAUAUUUCCACAUUUUCAGAUUUCCAGAAGUUAUUGUUUCAUUUGUUUUAUACAUAAUACACACACACACACACACACACACACACACACACACACACACACACACACACACACACUAAUUUAUUAACGUUUCAAUUUCCAUGUUAAUCUGAGUUAGUUUUAGUCCAAUUAAAGUCUUUCAUAUUUCAAUAUUUUAAACAAUAAUUUAAGAUUUUAUAAGAUGUUUCUCACAGAAGUAGACGAACAUACAUAUUUUCCAAAUGAGCCAAUUAUUUUCCUUCUUUAAAGAUUUAUGACUAAAACGCUUUAUGAAGUCAUGCAUUGUUCUGUUUUCAGCCUACAAGUCCCAGAAUGCAUCACUGUAAGAAUCAACCAAUCAGAGACUUUAGAUUGUGUUGCCACGUAGCUGAAGGCGGAUGAAGUUAGAAGUUGAUCUGUGUAGAAUAUUCUAGCUCAGGGGUGUCAAACAUGUGGCCCGGGGGCCAUGUGCGGCCCGCCAAGGGGUGUGAUCCGGCCCACCUGUGCCAUCCUGUGUUCUUGUCCUUCCUUCCUACCUUCCCUUUUUCCUUUCUUCCUUCUGUCCUUCCUUACAUCUGUCCUUCCUCCCUUUCUUCCUUCUGUUCUUCCUUCCUCCCUCCCUCCCUCCCUUCUGUCUGUCCUUCCUUCUUUCCUUUCCUUCCGUCUGUCUGUCCAUCCUUCACUGUCUGUCCUUCCUUCCUUCCUUCCUUCCUUCCUUCCUUCCUUCUUUUUAAUGAUCCAGCCCACAUCAGAUCAAAUUGGACUGUAUGUGGCCCUUGAAUGAAAAUGAGUUUGACACCUCUGUUCUAGCUUCUCAAAACGUGUCUGAUACGUUAACUAUCAGUAAAUAUAUUAAUCAUCUAAAGAAUAACAGCUGUUAAUAAAAUAAUGACAGUAUUGAAUCAAAAGAAGCUUUAAACAUUAAAACAAAUCAGAGUUGUGAAUUUUCAGAAGCACAUUAGUUGUUUAAAUGAUUUGUGUUGUUUCCUUUAA